UCCAAGUUUUGGGAGGUGAUCAGUGAUGAGCAUGGCAUCGAUCCAGCAGGAAGCUACGCCGGUGAUUCAGCCCUGCAGCUUGAGAGGAUCAAUGUGUACUACAAUGAAUCAUCCUCUCAGAAAUAUGUACCAAGAGCCGUGCUUGUUGAUCUUGAACCUGGGACCAUGGACAGUGUACGGUCUGGCCCAUUUGGACAACUUUUCAGACCAGAUAAUUUUAUCUUUGGGCAAACUGGAGCAGGGAAUAAUUGGGCCAAGGGACAUUAUACAGAAGGUGCAGAGCUGGUAGAUUCUGUUCUGGAUAUAGUCAGAAAGGAGUGUGAACAUUGUGACUGUCUGCAAGGCUUCCAGCUUACUCACUCUCUUGGAGGAGGAACAGGUUCUGGAAUGGGGACACUGCUCAUAAGCAAGAUCAGAGAAGAAUAUCCAGAUAGAAUCACCACACCUACCUAUGGAGAUCUCAAUCACCUGGUGUCUGCCACGAUGAGUGGAGUAACCACCUCUCUGCGCUUUCCAGGCCAGCUCAAUGCAGAUCUUCGAAAGCUAGCUGUAAACAUGGUUCCAUUCCCACGUCUUCAUUUCUUUAUGCCUGGCUUUGCACCACUAACUGCCAGACAGAUGUUUGAUGCCAAGAACAUGAUGGCAGCAUGUGACCCACGACAUGGACGCUAUCUAACAGUGGCUACAGUCUUUAGAGUGGCAGUGUGUGACAUACCACCAAGAGGUCUGAAAAUGGCCUCAACAUUUAUUGGGAACAGUACAGCUAUUCAGGAGUUAUUUAAAAGAAUCUCAGAACAGUUUUCUGCAAUGUUUAGAAGAAAGGCUUUUCUGCACUGGUUUACUGGGGAAGGAAUGGAUGAGAUGGAAUUCACAGAAGCAGAGAGCAACAUGAAUGACCUUGUCUCAGAAUACCAACAAUACCAAGAAGCUACUGCAAAUGAUGGGGAGGAAACUUUUGAAGAGGAUGAAGAAAUCAUCCAUGAGUGA
Staurois parvus is the source of this 987-nucleotide messenger RNA. The record is from the annotation of a GenBank genome assembly. Lineage: Eukaryota; Metazoa; Chordata; Amphibia; Anura; Ranidae.